AUGCCCGACAGGUUUGUGCAGCCGGGGGCCCCAGUCGUGGAGGAGGACCCGCCAGUGAGGCCCGACAAGCUUGUGAAGCCAGAGGAUACCGGAGAGGACGCCAUGGGACGGCCUCUCCCCGUCGAGUUCCCCGACGACUCGAGCGGGAAGCCGGAUUUGGACGAAGAUGCGACGCCUGAGAAGCUUCAGGUGCCCGCUGGCGAGAGGCCGGCACAGGGGGGCGUGCCCUGCGAGGACGCGCCCGGAUUCCUGGAUGAGAGGCACGAGCCGUGCGGUGCGUGGGCCUCGUACCAGAUCGGGUGCCACAGGGCCACGGAGGAUAUCGGCUUCUCCCAGGACGGCGAGAAUGCCCUGGUCCGCAACUGCCGCAAGUCGUGCGGCCUGUGCGGCAGUGAGCCAGAGGACGCCCUCGCCUCCGAGGCGGACAACACGACGCCGCAGCUCACCACGCCAGAGACGGCUGCGCCCGAGACGAUUUCGCCGCAGGCUACGACGCCAGAAACGACGACGCCGUGCGACUGCGACAACGUGGAGACCGAGACCGUCCACGUGAAGAUCACCGCGGUGCUGACCCCGACGGCCCCGGCGCGCGGCGGCUCGCUGGCCCAGCGGGAGGCGCGCGGCGGAGGCCGGCGCGACGGCUCGGGCUGCGACUGCGCGGGCGGGCGCAGCGGAAGCGCGCCGCCGGCGCACGUGGAGCUCGCGGGCCCGGAGAACUUGCCGGCGUCAGCGGUCGCUGGUGCACUCGCCGCCGCCGUGGCGGCUCCAGAUGCCGAGUCCACGACGGACGUUUAG
This is a messenger RNA of Prorocentrum cordatum, 795 nucleotides long. Lineage: Eukaryota; Dinophyceae; Prorocentrales; Prorocentraceae. The record is from the annotation of a GenBank genome assembly.